AUGGACAUAGCCUACGACCACGUGCAAGAAGCAGCCUACUCGCCGACGGGCGAGGGGCGCAACGACCCCCACGACGAGCAAUCCCCCGAACACCCCGACCUCAACACCGAGCUUCGCACCGCCUUCCAAACCCUCUCGACGUCCCAAUGGGGCACCAAGCUCGGCGGCUGGUUCAGCACGGCGCGCAAACAGGGCGAAAGCUUCUACCAGGAUUUGCAGAAGGAGGCUUCGGAAGCGCAGGAGCAGGCGACGAAGGGGUUUAGCAGUUUGAAAGAGGGGAUUGUCAAGAGCACUGGCUCGCUGAGUUUUGGUUCCGAGCCUGCGCUGCAGAGUACUGUGCCGGGGGAAGAGGCGGUGCCACGGUCGACGACGGCAACAUCGACGGGGGCCGCAACGGCGGAGGCGGAAGCGCUGCAAGAUCCGGAGCAGCGCGCGGAGAGUCUGCCCGCGGAUAUUGUGAAAGAAGCCGGAUCGCUCGUUGCCAGCUUACGCUCGACGGCAGCGAGUAGGUUGAAAGAUCUGCAGCGGGCGGAGGACGCGGCGGACGAGGCGCUGCUGAAGUUUGGAACGAAUGUGCGGAAUUUCCUGCGCGAUGCGGUGGUCAUCUCCGCUCCCGAGGAUGACGAAGCGGCUGAGAGGGAGGUGAUUUUCGAGACGAAGGAGCCCGGCACGGGGAAGAAGGUGUUUCAUUCUACGCGGCUGGAUGCGCAGCUGCAUGCGAUCCACACGACUUUUACGUCUUUCACGCGCAAUCCUGCGGAGGGGGAGAAAUGGGAGGAGUGGGAGAGGGAGUUUGAUAUUGAGAGUAAGACGGGGGAUGUGGCGGCGGAUUUGGAGAGGUAUGAGGAGUUGCGGCGGGCGAUGGAGAAGCUGGUGCCGGAGGAGGUUGAUUACAAGACGUUUUGGAUGCGGUACUAUUUCUUGCGGAAAGCGAUGGAGGAAGAGGAGAGGCGGAGACGAGAGGUGUUGAAAGGUGCGGCAACGAAUCACGAAGCCGUGACAUGGGACGAAGACUCGGAGGACGAAUCUGAGCAAACAUCGACACCAAACACGGCGGCACCAGCGAGCAAUGCAGCCGCUUCUGCAUCGACGACGACGCUCAGUGCACCGCCUGUCAAUGCAGAGCAGAAGACGGCUUCCCCGCGGCGCAGUCACGAGGACGAAUCCAAGAGUGUGGCCGAUUCGGAUGCGAGCUACGACAUGGUGUCUGGGGCGACGAGUCGAGCGAUGGGAAGUCCAAAGGAGGAGAAGAGGGAUGCGGGUGGGAAGGAGGAGGAGAGCGAUGAUGAUUGGGAGUGA
Messenger RNA from Neohortaea acidophila, 1299 nucleotides. RefSeq lists its product as uncharacterized. Bases 1 to 1299 code for a protein of 432 amino acids. Gene Ontology annotation, cellular component: cytoplasm. The record is from RefSeq and is a predicted model, not a curated record. The transcript has 2 exons. Lineage: Eukaryota; Fungi; Ascomycota; Dothideomycetes; Mycosphaerellales; Teratosphaeriaceae.